AUGGCCUCUGCAAUGCGCCCAAAUAAUAGGGUUGUGUUCGCAGUUCUGCUUCUUUUCGUCAGCCAUACCCUUGGCGCCGCUGCAGCGCGGUCAUCUCUGGUGCGAGGCGUCAAGAUGGCAGGCCAGAUCCACCAGGUGCACAAGAAGCGUCAGAGCCUGCCAAACGACCAGGAGGUCACGUUUCCCGAGCUGGAGCCCGCCUUUGACGAGCUGGACGAGGUGGUGAAGAAGUUUGGCACUCUGCCUGGCUGGGGAGGCGGCGACCAGGCCAGAUGGUCCAGCAUCGCUGGCUUCCCGGAGCAGGUGGAUUUCUACGCCAGGACGGCAACGCACCCAGGAGUGCGCACAGUGUGUGAGGUGGGAUUCAAUGCAGGAUACUCCACAGCGGUGUGGCUGGCGGCCAAUCCGCUUCUCAAGGUCAUCAGCUUCGAUCUCAUCAUGCUGGGCAACUACGGGCCGAGCUGCGCCGAGUCCCUGCUCAAGCGCUUCCCGGGCCGCCUCGAGGUGCACUGGGGGGACAGCUCCGUGCUGCUGCCCCAAUUCGUGGCCAACCACACCGCGGCAGGCAUCUAUCAAGGCCCCACAUGCGAUCUGGUGCACAUUGAUGGGAACCACGGGGUCGGCGGCGUGCGAGGGGAUUUCCACAAAAUGUACCCCAUGAUGACCUGCGGCUCCAACAUCCUCAUGGACGAUGUAUUCGACGACGAGGAGUCCGGACCCACCCAGCUCUGGAGCGAGCUCAAAGCCCAGGGGGUUGUUGAGGAGGUGGACAGCUUCUUCACUUCCAGCCUGAAGCACAUCCGCACGGCCGGGCCUAACCGCGGCCACAACAAGGGGUUUGUCAUCGGCCGCCUCAAGUGCACCGAGACCAAGCCAGGGAUGCCAGCCUGA
This is a messenger RNA of Coccomyxa subellipsoidea C-169, 891 nucleotides long. RefSeq lists its product as hypothetical. The transcript has 5 exons. The record is from RefSeq and is a predicted model, not a curated record. NCBI's taxonomy places the organism in Eukaryota, Viridiplantae, Chlorophyta, Trebouxiophyceae, Coccomyxaceae. The coding region runs from base 1 to 891 and encodes 296 amino acids.